Molecule: messenger RNA, 2883 nt
Organism: Brettanomyces nanus
Lineage: Eukaryota; Fungi; Ascomycota; Pichiomycetes; Pichiales; Pichiaceae
Exons: 2
Coding region: 1-2883 (960 amino acids)
Biological process (GO): mRNA splicing, via spliceosome
Cellular component (GO): cytoplasmic stress granule
Molecular function (GO): mRNA binding
Source: RefSeq, a predicted model, not a curated record
AUGCACGUGGGCGCAUUUCCACAGCCACAGCCUGUCUACAUGAACCUGUCCAACUCAAAUUCUGCGCCCAAUUUGUACAAAAACGGCAACAGUCUUUCAGGAAGAAAGUUGACGUCUUCAUUAUCAGAAGCCACCUUCACUAGCGAGGAAGAUGUCCCAAACACACAUCUUCCUCCUGACCCUAAUUUGAGUAGUCGGCUGGUUCAGGAUGUGCAGGACGAUGAUAAUGACGAAAAAUUGUCCACUGAUGGCUCCGUAUCACCAUUGGCUUACCCCUCGUCUCCCUCUCCACCGAACCAACCAUUGUCAGACACAAAAGCACAACAACCGCUAUGUUCUUCCAAAACUUCUGAGGAUAGAACUAUUAAGUUUAGUAAAUUGGAGAAGUCAAAUAAGGUUAAGGAUAUAUUGAAUCUCAUUGAGUUCGGUCCCAUAGAGAGCUGCCAGGUGCACCAUCCCACGAUAAGCGCCGACGAUAAUAAUAAUGGAGAUGAUGAUGAUGAUGAUGGUAAGAGUCAUGCUGGCGAUGACGUUGAUAGCAAUACUAAUACAAAACUUUCUGCUUCACUCUCAUUUGUGAGUCCAGCUGUUGCUGUUAGAUGUUACACGCAGCUUAAAGAAAUGCUUCCAGAUUUGAAGACUGCAUUAAACUCUCCAGAGCUAGAAUUGAAACUUGUCACAGGUGAACCCUUGUCGCAGGAAUUGAGGGAUGCCAUAAAGAGAGACGGAGCAUCGAGAGGUAUUUGUGUUUCCAAUUUGCCUAAGGGCGUUUCUCAGAGCAAUAUGCUAAAGGAGCUAAGGAAAUAUGGAGAGAUCGAGGCUUUAAAGUAUAAAUUAAGCAAGAACUCGGCAUUUGUUUACUUCACGUGCAUUGCUAGUGCAGUCAGUUGCCUUAGCGAACUAUCUUCUGCUAACAGAGAGGGCCAAAUGUUUUCUCAGUCGAAGAUAUUUUAUGCACCCGAUAAAAACACCUCUCAGACCAAUAUCCCUGACUCUGUCAGAGGAGCCAUUGACUCUUACUAUACUAGCGUAAAUGAUAGUUUGGGAGAUAUGUGCUUGACUCCUUCCACAUCCAUCUCUUCCCCAAGAGCCUCCGCUUCUAGAAUCUUCAGGCAUUCUUCAUCUACAUCCUCAUCGGCACGAUUUAAUUCUCAAAUGGAGUUGCCUAUGUCUAUUCCAGCCCCAGGUAAUGUUCCACCAACACUGGUUCCUUCGUCAGCGGGUGUACUCCCUGGACCAUAUUCAUCAUUUCCAGAGUAUGCUUCUGUGUCCCCAUUCGUACACAGCACCUCGUCGACGUUCAAUUCUUCGAUGUCACCUUUAUCUGGUACUUUUGCAGAGCAACAGAUUUACAGCCAGAACUCACAUCAUGGCCAUAGCUCAAGCUUAAAUGAUGCCCUCGAUGCCAUCCCUGACAAUCUUGGCAACAGAACUAUCUAUCUAGGAAACUUGGACUCAGUGACUAACCAGGAAGAUAUCUGUAACGUUGUCCGUGGUGGUAUACUAGAGUCUGUGAAGUUGCUUCGUGACAGAAGAGUUUGCUUUGUCACUUUUAUACAUUCAGAAGACGCAGCUGAAUUCAUGUCUAGGGCAACUUCUUCCGGUGUUUAUGUGCGUUCUAGAUGCUUGAAGGUUGCAUGGGGCAGAAACUCUGGUCCUCUACGUCCUCAGAUUGAGGAGGCUAUUGAAAAUGGCGCUUGCAGAAAUUUGUACAUCGGCAUAGUCAGGGAUGAAGACGAGAAUAGCGCGAAGGAGGAUACAGAGCCUGAUCCAGAGGAGCCAGCUGAACAUCAGAAGGAGAAAACGUCAUCAGAACCAUUCUUGAACUCUUCCAAUGCUUCAGAAGGAACUGAAAUUCCGGAGGAACAAACCCUUCGGAGAGACUUUUCAUUCUUUGGAGGCAUAGAACAGAUCAACUAUUUUGAGGAUGGCCGCUGUGCCUUUGUUAACUUCUUCAACAUUCUCUCUUGUAUGAAGGCUGUGGAAAGUUUCAAUGGCCCUGAUUCCCAAAGAACAAAUGCUUCAUUUCAUGGGAGAUAUACUCCUUUCAAGAUAUCCUUUGGAAAAGAUAGAUGCGGUAUUCCACCCAAGAAGAAAAAGAAAAAGAAGAACAGAACCAGCAGAAGCUCAUCCUCUGCGGAUAAUGAAGGGAACGAUAAUAAGCAGUUUGAAGAUUCCAAGUUUCGGGCUGCCCUUGAUGGGAUGCAAAUUAGCUCGACAACUUUAGAAGAAAAGAAAAAGGAAGAACAUGAGAAUAAAAUGGAUGCAGUUGUUGAAGAGAAGACGGAAGAAGAAAUAAAACAGAAGAUGAAUUCUAGCAGCACGAAAUUGAGAAAACCCAGCGAGUACUAUCCAGCCUCGUCCGAUUCGUCAUCACGUUCACAUUCCAGACAUGAUAGAAGAAGAAGGCCAUCGAGACGCCCCCUGGGUUCCAAUCCAUUUGGCCAGUCAGGGUAUGAAAAUACCAACUCUUAUUAUAAAAACGAUGGUAACCUGAUGGGCUCACCGAUGGCAUACUAUGGCAACGGUGGUUACUAUUCGUCCGAGGGCCAGGUCGGAUCUCCGGCAAUGACUCAAGGCCCUGGUUUCUAUAUGCAUGGCGGCUAUUCUCUGUCUUCCCCACAGCUGGUCCCACCAUCUCAACCUGGAUAUUAUGUUCCUCAAGUCCAGAUGUAUUAUCAGCCGUACCCACAAUCAUCUGCAGGACAGUAUUCUAAUAGGCCGUACAAGUAUCAGCAUCGUCAACGUCGCCGAUUUUCAGACAAACCAGAAACCUCUGUAACAGAGGAAGAAAGUGAGAAUGAUGAUGAUGAGGAAGAAGAAAAAGGUGGUGUUAGCACUGAAGAAAAACAUGAUGCGAGCUUAGUAGAGACUGUCAUCUGA